CACCGAUCAAUAUAUUUCUUAAAUGCAUCAUUUAUAAUUUAGUAGAUUAUUCUCAAUGACUAUAUAAUAAUUCUAUCCAGAAUAAUUUCAAUAGUAAUACAAUAUCCUUCCACAACAUCAAAACCAGAAAAAUAUCAACCUUACCUUAACAUGGAUUCAAAAUAUUCCAGAUCAUUUUUCACUUAAACCUUUUUUACCCAUCUCUUAUUCCUAUUUUAUUUAUGAAGCCCCUUUUAAAACUUAUCCACUCAGAUUUAACAACUAAAUUUUACCAGAUUACAAAACCUAGUCACCUGCAAUCUAAAGCAAUUAACCCACUCCUGAAAUCUCAAAUGAUUAUUCAAUCCUAUGAACCCAUUGAUCCCUUAUCUAUGUUUAACAACCUCCUACUUUUAGACUUCGAGGCUACAUGUUCAGGUAAAGGGGCUCAACCACCUGACCCCCAGGAGAUUAUCGAGUUUCCAGUCAUCUGGGUUACCAUCAAACCAGAACCCCACCAACUAGAGAUACGUGCUCGCUUUCAUCGAUUUGUUCGGCCAGUCAUUCACCCUCAAAUAUCUUCCUUCUGCUCAACCUUGACAGGUCUCACUCAAGAGACCAUAGAAGAGUCUUUUCCUCUAGAACAUAUUCUAGAAGAUUUUCAUGUCUGGCUUCAGCACAACGGUUUGUUGCUACCAACAUCAUCCACAACGUUAUUCCCCAACUUCACAUUUGUCACAUGCGGUGAUGCUGAUCUACGCAAGCUCCUUCCCCGUCAACUGACUUACAUGCAUCCCACCAAUAUUCAUCCUGAUAAUUAUUUUCACCAUCAACAAUAUACCAAAGAUCUCUCUCGAUUUGCUACUGGUCCACAAUACAUUUAUUUCAAACGUUGGAUUGACUUAAAAGUUGCCUUCUGGGCGUUGACCAGAGAAUGGCCAGUUCGAGGUCUUACCCACAUGCUCUCUAAUCUUGGGCUUCGAUUUGAGGGUCGACCCCAUAGUGGUUUAGAUGACUGCCUCAAUAUGCUAAGGAUUAUGAGGAUUAUGGCCAAGCGUGGGUAUCGUUUUAAUAAAAUUACCAGCUCAAUGUGAUCUCAACAAAAUAUUUUUUUCAUUUUUUAUAGUAUUGAGUGAUGUCAAUUAUUGAAAAUUUAUGGAUAUUUUGUACUUUUGAUUAGCUU
This is a messenger RNA of Gordionus sp. m RMFG-2023, 1162 nucleotides long. Its product is annotated as ERI1 exoribonuclease 3-like. Gene Ontology annotation, biological process: exonucleolytic trimming to generate mature 3'-end of 5.8S rRNA from tricistronic rRNA transcript (SSU-rRNA, 5.8S rRNA, LSU-rRNA). Gene Ontology annotation, molecular function: nucleic acid binding; 3'-5'-RNA exonuclease activity. The transcript is spliced from 2 exons. Bases 222 to 1073 code for a protein of 283 amino acids. The record is from RefSeq and is a predicted model, not a curated record. NCBI's taxonomy places the organism in Eukaryota, Metazoa, Nematomorpha, Gordioida, Chordodea, Parachordodidae.